AUGAACUACAGUUUGCCGACGACGACUAUUGAUCCAGCUGUCGAAAGAUUAAACACUGCUCGUAUUGGAAUACAGCGUUUUGGUCAGCCGAUUCUUUUUACACUGGGCAUGAUAGGUUGUAUUCUGAACAUUGCCAUCUUUCUCCGUUCUUCAAUGCGCACAAAUUCAUGUGCUAUUUAUUUUCAUGCAAGCUCAUGGGCAAAUCUGUCUUGUUUAACAUGGGGCUUAUUCGUUAGUAUGAUGGGUUAUUUUCUCAACUAUAAUCCAUUGACAUACAUUUCUGUAUACUGUAAAGUUCGUUAUUACAUACUGACUGCUUCUCAAUUGGCAAGUCGUGCUUGUGUGGUUCUCGCAUGUCUUGAUCGGUUCUUACUUUGUUCACAAUCAGUUGGACAACGAUCAUUUUGUCGACCGAACGUGGCAUUCAAAGUUAUGUUAGUAACUGUUGCAAGCUGUGCUGUUCUAUCGAUUUAUGUCCUUGUCGUUUAUGAUUCAUUUCCGCAAGCACGCCAAUGUACGACUUCAACAGCGGCGGGAAAAGUUAUCGAUACGACAGUUUUAUUUUGCUUCAAUUUUGGAACACCCGCUCUCCUCAUGAGCACAUUCAGUGGACUGAUCAUCUGGCGAUUAAAGAGAAAUUCAACACGAGUGGGUCGACAAAGAGUCCAUGUACGUCAUCGAGAUCUUCAACUUGCCGCUAUGCUCAUCGGACAAGUGAUUCUAUACAUUGUGACAGCACUUCCAUUUGUAAGCACAUUCGUUUACCUGACAAUAACGCAGUAUGAUCCACAAUCCAGCAAAUCGGCAUAUCGAAUUGCAGCGGAAAAUUUAACUCUAACAGCAACGGGUAGUUUCGGUACAUUUAUAUUCAAUGCGUUAACAUUUUAUGUUUAUACACUGACAGCGCCAAGUUUUCGUCGUGAAUUAUUCAGACUAAUCGUUCCGAUAUGCUGGAUGAAUCAAUUUGUGGCAAGAGAACAAAGUCAGAUGACUCGAACAAACCGAAUUCACCCAUCAAUUCGAGACGCUUUGUCGAUGAAAUUUCCCGAACAAACCUAA
This is a messenger RNA of Adineta ricciae, 1059 nucleotides long. Lineage: Eukaryota; Metazoa; Rotifera; Eurotatoria; Adinetida; Adinetidae. The record is from the annotation of a GenBank genome assembly.